Carcharodon carcharias (great white shark) is the source of this 1580-nucleotide messenger RNA. Its product is annotated as keratin, type I cytoskeletal 19-like. The record is from RefSeq and is a predicted model, not a curated record. Bases 112 to 1428 code for a protein of 438 amino acids. NCBI's taxonomy places the organism in Eukaryota, Metazoa, Chordata, Chondrichthyes, Lamniformes, Lamnidae. The transcript has 8 exons. Gene Ontology annotation, molecular function: structural molecule activity.
GGGGAGUGGAGUGGUAGGACCGCCCUAUGGGGAUGGGAUAUAAGGGGGGGAGACAGGAUCUGCGUUUGCAGUUUGUAGUUUGUCUCUCACUUGUCUACAACCUCUAGCACCAUGAGUAUGAGCUUCAAGUCCUCGUUUGGUGGAUCAAGCCGCCAUGGUUCAUCCUCCGUGCGACUCGUCCGAAGCAGCGGGGGCGCGUCCCGCGCUCAGAGUUUGUACAGCGUCGGGAUGGGGACCCGUAUCGCCUCGGUGAGUCCGAGUUCGGGGCUGGGGAGCGCCCUGGGCUCCGGCUCCGGCUCCUUCUCCAUCUCUUCCUCCUCCUCCUCAGCUGGAGGCUUCAAUGAGAAGACAACCAUGCAGAACCUGAACGAGCGCCUGUCCAGUUACCUGGACAGGGUCCACUCCUUGGAAACUUCCAACAGCAAAAUGGAGCUGGAGAUCCGCCAGUUACUUGAGAAAGCGACUCCAGCUGUCCGGGACUGGAGCGUUUACUGGGGCACCAUUAAAGAUAUCCGCGACCAGAUUAAUGAUCUCAUCCUUGAUAACUCCAGGCUUAUGCUGCAGAUUGAUAACUCCAAACUUGCUGCUGAAGAUUUCAAAACCAAAUUUGAAGCUGAAUUGGGAAUUAGAAUGGCAGUUGAGGGAGAUAUUAAUGGACUGCGUACAGUGUUGGAUGAUAUGACACUGGAGAAGAGUCAGCUGGAAAUGCAGAUUGAGGGUCUAAAGGAGGAACUAAUCUACAUCAGGAAAAACCAUGAGGAGGAGCUGAGGGGACUGCGUGGUCAGAUAUCUGGCAAUGUCACUGUAGAUGUUACAGCCGAACAGUCACCUGAUUUGUCUAAGAUGCUGGAAGAGAUGCGCCAGCUGUAUGACGAUAUCACAAAAAAGAACAAGAGUGAAGCUGAAGAAUGGUACAGGCAGCAGUGUGCGACUGUGCAGCAGGAAUUUGUUGUCAACACUGAGGCCCUUCAAGCAGAGAAGUCACAGGUCGUCCAACUGAGGCACACUUUGCAGGGACUGGAUAUGGAGCUCCAGACCCAGCUCAGCAUGAAUGCAUCUCUAAAUGCGACUCUUAAGGACACUGAGGUUCGUUACAGCGAGGAGUACAACAGAAUUCAGCUGACCAUCAACAAACUGGAGGCAGAACUGGUGGAAAUGCGGCUGAAAAUAGACCAACAUGUCAAAGACUAUGCUGACCUGCUGGAUAUUAAAAGUAGACUGGAAAUGGAAAUUUCCACAUAUCGUCGCCUGCUGGAAGGAGGAUCUGGGCAAGUAACAAGUACACGAAGAACAAAUGAUAUAGGCAAGAUUGUGGUCACAGAGGAAAUACGUGAACCUGUCAUCACGAAGAGAGUGAAGACUGUGGUGGAAGAAUCGAUUAAUGGGCAAGUGGUUUCUUCACAUACGGAGGAAAUCGAUGUCAACUAAUAGAAUGUUCAACACUUUGUCCUUUUCCCAGCUUUUUCCAAAGUAUAAGUCAUCUAACAAGAUGAGAUAAUCAAACCUAAUAAACACAACUCUUAAUGAUUUCCCUUUCUCUGUAUUUCUGAGGAUUUAAUAAAGUCUUGUGGGAACAGUUA